ACUGUGUAAGGAGCCUAAUCAUAUUCCACUUAGAUGUAAUGAGGUGGAAAAACAAGGAGCCACCAAUAUGAGAACAUACAUAGAAACAAAAGUUUCAGAGGCCAUGCUACGGAUCUGUCCAAGGUGUAAAAAAAGGUUCUACAAACUGGCUGGUUGUAACAAAAUGACUUGUACAUGUGGAACUACAAUGUGUUAUGUCUGCAGGAAACCAAAUAUUGAUUAUGAACACUUUGAUAGUGGCAGUUGCUCUAUAGAUUCUGAUGUUAAUGCUCUGCAUGACCAGGAGAUGACAGAAGCAGCCAAUAAGGCAAAAGAAGAAUAUUUACGAGACCAUCCUGAUCAGGACCCAGACCUUGAUACAGACGCAUUGAUCAAUAAAUUAAAAGGAGCAUGGGAAGGUGAGAGAGAGGAUGGAUAUGGAGAUGAAGAAGAUGAUUAUGAUGAUGAGUGGUAACAGUUGUGUGAGAUAAUUUGGAUAUUUAUUUCUAUAAAAACAUAGAAAAUGUUCGAACAAUCAGCAACAGUGUUGUAAUAUACCUGUGGGACUUAACAUUUGUGUUGUGUCUGUGAUAAUAUCUGUGACUGUUCUUUCAUUCAGCAGACUCAGGUAGGACCUUACCAACAUUAAUGGAAUAUGAUGGAUAAAUUAUAUGGUGCAGCAUCUCUCAAGUAAACACAGCUGGGAAGGCAAAAUUGUAUUUGUUGUACACACUUUGUUGUUCUGUAAAGUUUGAAUAACUUAGAAUCUUAUACAAUAAGAAACAAACAGUCCUCCUUCAUGGAGCAGUGUUUGCUGUUUUGAGGUGUCAUUGACAGCAGUUAUAUUUUCUGAGCAUGUUGUUAUCUAAUAAGGUAACACGAUAUGAGCCGCGACAUGGGAAAACCAACAUAGUGGCUUUGCGACCAGCAUGGAUC
Mercenaria mercenaria is the source of this 915-nucleotide messenger RNA. Its product is annotated as E3 ubiquitin-protein ligase RNF216-like. The transcript has 4 exons. The annotation marks the transcript as partial. Lineage: Eukaryota; Metazoa; Mollusca; Bivalvia; Venerida; Veneridae. The record is from RefSeq and is a predicted model, not a curated record.